GCCGGACACGUACCACGUCGGCCUAAUUAAGCAGUCCAAGAACGUAUAUACUCACCACUUCACCAGCACAUUUGAUUCUGCACAUGAAGAUCACCGUGCACUCAUCCAAGGCCGUCAAGCCGGCAUACGGCCCCGGCGAGUUCCCCACCACCACCGGCGACGUCGUCCCGCUCAAAGUGUUCGACAAGGCGAACUUUGACACGUACAUCUCGGUGAUAUACGCCUACCGCCCACCGGCUCCGGCCAACGCCGCCCUCGAGGCGGGGCUCGCCAAGGCGCUGAUCGAGUACCGCGAGUGGGCAGGGCGCCUCGGCGUGGACGGCGACGGCAACCGCGCCAUCCUGCUCAACGACGGGGGCGCGCGGUUCGUCGAGGCGACGGCCGACGUGACGCUGGACAGCGUGAUGCCGCUGAAGCCGACGGCGGAGGUGCUGAGCCUGCACCCGAGCGGGGCAGACUGACCGCGGGUGGGAGCAGUGAUGGCGUCAGUCCCAGGGUCAACAGCAGGUUUCAGCGUGGCAGGCUCACCUCAGUGCGUGGGGCUUGCACCAACAGCAAGCACAAUCAUGGACAAGACAGNCCGCGCACAACCAAACAACUUCUUGCCUGCGCGUGGGAGCCAGGCCACCCGCGGCGCCGCAUUCCACCUGUGCCCCGUGCACGACCGCGUCUCCUUCUUCGCGCCGCGCGACACUCCCAAGGUCGAGUUCGAGCACCGUGGCGUGGAGUUCAAGCCGUACGACGACGACGAGGAUGUCCAUGCGUCCGCCGCCGCCGGCGACGACGACGAGGUGGUGAUAAACAAGGUGCACUUGAGCCGGGAAUUCAUCUCGAAGCUCAAGUCGCAGGCGUCGGCUGGCGCGCACCGGCCGUACAGCACGCUGCAGUGCGUGGUGGCGCACCUGUGGCGAUGCAUGACGAAGGCACGCGGGCUCGACGGGCGCGAGUCCACCAGCGUGUGCAUCGCCGUCGACGGGCGCGCGCGGAUGAGCCCGCCGGUGCCGGACGGCUACACGGGCAAUGUCGUGCUCUGGGCGCGGCCAACCGCGACGGCCGGUGAGCUGGUGACCAGGCCGCUGAAGCACGCCGUGGAGCUCAUCAACCGGGAGGUGAUCCGGAUCAACGACGGCUACUUCAAGUCGUUCAUCGACUUCGCCAACUCCGGUGCGGUGGAGGAGGAGCGGCUGGUGGCGUCGGCCGACGCGGCGGAGAUGGUGCUGAGCCCGAACAUCGAGGUGGACAGCUGGCUGCGGAUCCCGUUCUACGACCUCGACUUCGGCGGCGGGCGGCCAUUCUUCUUCAUGCCCAGCUACCUGCCGGUGGAAGGUUUGCUCAUCCUGCUGCCGUCUUUCUUCGGCGACGGGAGCGUUGACGCGUACGUGCCACUCUUCAGCCGCGACAUGGACGUCUUCAAGAACUGCUGCUACUCAUUCGACAAAGACCAAACUACUAGCCUUGCAUGAACUAUAUUAUUGAAAAACAAGACAUGCAGUUAAUGCUAGAUCACUUGAUUGAGACUAGUUAGCUAAUUAGUAUUUGUUUGAUGUUGUUGAUUCAAUUAUUAUGAAUUGAAUUAAUUACGCGAGAUGUUCUGCCGAUGAAAGUUGAAUUGAAUAAAUAAAGUUAUCUGUAAAAAAAAA
Messenger RNA from Oryza sativa Japonica Group (Japanese rice), 1640 nucleotides. RefSeq names its product agmatine coumaroyltransferase-2. Gene Ontology annotation, molecular function: acyltransferase activity, transferring groups other than amino-acyl groups. NCBI's taxonomy places the organism in Eukaryota, Viridiplantae, Streptophyta, Magnoliopsida, Poales, Poaceae. The record is from RefSeq and is a predicted model, not a curated record.